Haliotis rufescens (red abalone) is the source of this 4293-nucleotide messenger RNA. Its product is annotated as TBC1 domain family member 19-like. Lineage: Eukaryota; Metazoa; Mollusca; Gastropoda; Lepetellida; Haliotidae. The transcript is spliced from 18 exons. The record is from RefSeq and is a predicted model, not a curated record. The coding region runs from base 124 to 1701 and encodes 525 amino acids.
CGGAAGUAAUCCAUUGCCAGGGAGAUUGUACACAAGCUACGCAUCUUCUUGUCAUUUUUGACUCGGUACAUCGUGUGUGCCUGUGCGACUGUGUGCAGAAUGCCGUGACACAACAGUCACAUCAUGGUCGAACAGUAUCAAGAGCAAUAUGUCCUGGAUCUCCUUCAGGACUUGAGGACGUCCAAACUCUACACAGAUCUCCACAAUGCAGCGCAGACUGAAGCAGCCAAGGCAAGUCUACGAAUCUCGGACUUGAAGAAGGGUGUACAAGCUGGACUUGUACAGUCAGGCUGGGACCGGCGACUUCGGAAUGCUGUGUGUAAGUACAUGCAGACCCACCCCAAGACCUCCCAGCCUCACGCCCCACCAGAACAGAACAAGGAACCACUGGCACAUCUCAGGAAGGCACAGCAAGCAUGGGAGAAGAAAAUCCUGAAGAGCCUCAACAGCAUGUGCACAGAGCUGAACAUUCCACUAGCUAGAAGGCGCCCAGAGCGAGAGCAGCGUGAGAUGUCAUCCCGCUGGACCGAACUGGGCACUGACGGUCCAGGUAAUUAUUAUCUCAGCCAGAUCCGUCCAGUGUACGCACCCAAAGACUUCUUGGAGGUGGUCAUCGGUCUCCAGAACACCAACUAUCAGACUACUCCGGCGCCAAGUUUCUACAACUUUUGGGGCAUCAUUCAAAUUCCAUUAAAAGUCAAGGAAAUAAAUGAAUUGAGACUGCAGUACAGCGACAUGUCCAUCAACCAGUGCCAGACCGGAGUGGACGACUACACCGACAUCCCCGCCGAACUGUUCGAACUGGACAGAGUCAAAUUGGGCAAAAAUGUUAUCAAAGCCAACCACGGACCUCUAGCACAGGAGUAUGCAAAGAAAGGCUGCCCAGUCAGUUUGCGGGGCGAUCUUUGGUGUCAGAUGUUGGUGGUGGAGGUCGAUGAUGUGGAUGUGCUGUACUACGACCAACUGAAGGCCAACGUACUACAGCAUGACCUGUUGGUGGACAACUUGUUAUAUAAGGAUGUGAAACUAACAGCUACAAAUGAUGACCAGUAUUUUGUUUUUGAGGAUUUCCUGUACCAGGUGCUGUUGCCAUUUUCCCGAGAUACCCAUAUCCUGAAGCACUUUCAGCAGAGCAGCGCCACACCCCCCAAGUCGUAUAUCAGGGGAAAGCUAGGGAUUGAGGAAUUUGCUGUCUUCUACCCUCCUAAUGGGGUCAUCCCCUUCCACGGCUUCGCCAUGUAUGUGUCUCCUCUGUGCUUCCUGUACAAGGAGCCAGUCAAGUUGUAUUAUGUCUACCGGGAGCUCUACAUGCAGUACUUCUUCCGCCUGCACAGCGUCUCCUCUCAUCCAGAGGGUAUCGUUGGGCUGAGUCAGCUGUUUGAGAAGCUGCUUCAGGAACAGGAACCUCAACUCUUCUACCACCUCAAGUCUGUCGGGUGUCAGCCACUGAAAAUAUCAUUCAAGUGGAUGAUGAGAGCCUUCUCUGGUUUCCUGGCCAGUGAGCAGGUGCUGCUGUUGUGGGACAGGAUCCUGGCAUACCGGUCCCUGGAAAUACUGCCUGUGUUAUCCGUGGCCAUCUUCUCAUUCCGUAAGACGAACCUGAUGAAGGUGCAGACAUUUAAUGCUGCUGAGGCGGUGCUGGCAGAUCUGACGACGUUACAGGCUGUGCCUCUCAUCCAGCUCAGCCUGUUCUCGCAGUGAUCACCAGACAGACCCAGCCUUGCUCCCUCCCACCUUUAGGAAAAGACAAACGACAGAUUUGUCUCAACACAAGAUAGCCUUAUCGCAGUGGGAAGUUUUACAGAUGACUCCCAAGUUACAAGAUACUGUCACAGAUUAUCUGUCCAAAUGCACUUCGGGCUUUCCUCCCACAUUAAGCUGACAUGCCGUGAUAUAACUGGAAUAAUGUUAAAAGCGGCGUUAAACCCAACUCACUCACUAUCUGUCCCAAUGAAUAAAUGAUGUAACUCUCGAGACUUUUGUGAGGGUGUCAUGGCAUUCAUUCACAACAGAUAGUCCGUGAAUCAUUGAGUUUCAUUGCCGUUUCUAAGAAAGAAAAUGGACAAAUUCAGAUGAAAUGUCAACCCAAUAUUAAGUUUGUUCUGGUGAUGUAAUUUGUGAUGGCAUGAACAACAGAGCAGUGUGACAUCGCAUGGCUUCACAUGACCAAUUAACAGUGAGAUUAAGCUGCACAUGUGCAGAUAUGAGAAAGGUUCACACUCCUUUCCACCUCAAGGUGUUCUAUAUGAUAAUGUGACCAGUUUGUGAAGGACAUGCCCGUGGGACAAGUGUGUCCACAGUGAUGUAAUUUGUUUCCAUCAUAGAAAAGAUGUAGAGAAAGUCAGUGUACUCACCUGCUGCUACUACUGCCAGUGCUGGAGGGAGUGUGAAAGAUUGAGACAUUUUGAGACUCGGAUUUGAAUGGAUGGAUGGAUGGGAGGAUGGAUGGAUGAAACUUAAGUCAGUGUGUAAUCAUAUAUGUAAGAAAUAUGUCAAAAGUGAAAAAGGUAAUUAGGUUAUUCCUUCAUAGUAAAGGUGAUGGAUGGAAAGGGAUCCAAUUCUGGACUCUUUUCUUGUUUUUAAUUUUGAAUGUCAAGUGAUUUGACCAAUGACUUCGACUUUAGUUAUGCUUGCUUUGGCAUUAAUAUUGUCAGUAUGAAAUGAAAAUCACAAAGGACUGGUUAGGAUAAGGGUCUUUUGGGAACCACUGGAAUUGUCAAAUUUUAAAGUAUUGCUAUAAACAUUAUCAGGAGAGUUCACAUAGCUGACAACCAGUCUUUCUCCUUUCUGACACUUGCAAGUUUUGGACCUCUGACGGGAUAAAAUACACGGCUAAAAUGUUCAAAUGUUAUAAAAUAAGCGUUUCCUGAAAAUCCCUUAAAUUAGUCUUUUAACACCUAUGCAUUUAUUGAUGAAAUAAGCAAAGACUAGUACUCCAUCAUAUGAACACAUCUGAUAUUUUUUAUAACAAUUUCAUAACCGCUUAUUCAGAGUUUGAAAUCCUGAACUGGUUGAACAUAAAUACAGGAAGUAAAUGUUGAAAUUUCUAAGAAAAAUAUACUCCUUCAUAAAAAUAUUUCUAGAGUAUAGGACCUAAUUUUUACACAUACUUUGAGACAUUUACACAAGAAGCUGACAACCUUUGGAAUAGGAGUGUGUUUGCCGUAACCAGAGAUGGCCAAAAUUAAAGUUUGGGCAGAAUCAAUACAAUAUCUUACAAAAUUCAGCCAAUGUGAAAAAGUAAAACUUUACAGAUUUUAUCCAACAACCAUCCUUUUAUUAAGCUAAUUAUUGACCUAGUUACAGGCAUUGUCAAUACAACCAAUUACCAAUUAAUACGUGAUUGUCUCAGUCGGUACAUAGUUUUGCAGAUUGAGGAGUUUGGGGAUAAAAUACAAUGUAAAUGAUAAUUUGUUUUCACGAUCACCAUAGUCCUUGCUAAUUAUGAUUGCAAAUCAUUUUUGGGGUAAAUUACUAAUUUUAAACCCCAAAUAUUCAAGUUGUUCCUUAUUUCCUCCAUUUGGGUUUGGUAUCUGUGCUAGACUUUGGACUGCCUCUGUGGUCCAGAGGAUAGAACAUCUGCUUGGAGAGCAGACGUCAAACUCAUGGACGUCAAUCUGAAAGACAGGGCUUCCUGUUACCCUGUCAGGCGUUCAGCAUUACAGGGAAAAAACAAAAACUGGUCGGUAUCUCAGUGGGCUAGCACUUUAAAACUGGCAUUAGUCCGAACUAGUACAAGCAGCCACACAAACAUGUGCAUGCACAUCCCUUUAUGAGUGAAAUCAUCUUGAACCAGAGGAUAUAUCCCAUUUGACCUCAUCUCACCUGCUAAACUUUUUGAUUGAUUUCGGCAAAAGCACCAGCUAACACAGCACAGCUAUUUGAAAACCCUAUCAAAUAAUGUUUAGGGUUGUUCUAUUAACAACAGGAUACAGUUUCUAAUAGGGAUGAGGAAUAUGAUAUGAAGUAUUGUAUAAAGUGAUGCGCAGUAUGCUGUGGUGUGAGAACCUUGGUUGUUUUGUAAUGUGCAUUGAUUAAAGUACACCAUAAAAACCCAAUGUUUGAAUAUGCGCUUUACAUCUGUGCAAUUGUCUGGUUGGGUAGUACCAUGCUGAGAACCUAUUAUGGUCUGGUGAAGAUUUGUUAAUGAUAAAUAUAUACGUUUCAAUACAAGAAUACUAUUUAUAUAUUUAUUGUUGCAAUUGAUAUUUGUAUUUGUAUAGUCAUUACAGAAUAAUGUCAAAAUGUCACAGAAUAGUGAACAUUUUGAUUGAAUAAACUGAAUUAUGUGUA